AUGGCCACGUUUGCGCAUACGCAUGCGCUCGGGCUCGGGAAGGAUCAUGACAGGGACCGAUCGAGCAGUUUUGGAUUCAAAGAUACCGACCAGGGUAUUAAGUGGCUAUGGAGUGAGGAAAACAUGCUACUGGAUCAACCAGCGCAGAUGCAGACGGAGUAA
Parastagonospora nodorum SN15 is the source of this 162-nucleotide messenger RNA. RefSeq lists its product as hypothetical. Bases 1 to 162 code for a protein of 53 amino acids. The transcript is spliced from 2 exons. The record is from RefSeq and is a predicted model, not a curated record. NCBI's taxonomy places the organism in Eukaryota, Fungi, Ascomycota, Dothideomycetes, Pleosporales, Phaeosphaeriaceae.